This is a messenger RNA of Sporothrix schenckii 1099-18, 1983 nucleotides long. Its product is annotated as clock controled protein (Ccg-8). Bases 1 to 1983 code for a protein of 660 amino acids. The record is from RefSeq and is a predicted model, not a curated record. Gene Ontology annotation, molecular function: transcription corepressor activity. Gene Ontology annotation, cellular component: nucleus; endoplasmic reticulum. The transcript has a single exon. Lineage: Eukaryota; Fungi; Ascomycota; Sordariomycetes; Ophiostomatales; Ophiostomataceae. Gene Ontology annotation, biological process: endoplasmic reticulum unfolded protein response; phospholipid biosynthetic process; regulation of transcription by RNA polymerase II.
AUGGCGCCCGCAAACACCGCUAUCAGUGAUGUCGCCCAACCUGGGGCCGUCAACUUUUCGCCAAUCGACCGGAAGGUCCGCGACGUGCCGUCUUACUCGCCGCCCACCUACUCAACACAGAAGCAGACCCAAGAGACACAGUGGACACCACCCCAGACAUCACCGGAUGUCAAGGUGCUCCCGUUUCGCGAACUGAACUCCGAACUCCCUCCCAUCCAGACCGCAGAAGCCAAAGCCCGCGAGCAUGGCGAGUCACGGCAUCGCACGUUGCCGUCCAUCUCGUCCGUGACGGGAUCCGUGACUGGGUCAGUGACGAGUGCGGCCGACUCACCUGCUGAAGCGCCUUCGGCAGCCGGUGCUUCGACACCCACCUUGACCAACCACUGGCCAAGCCUCAACCCUUUGACCGCGUACUAUACCCCCGGCCACAUCCAGUCGUCCGCAGAAUCCCCUCUGCGGAUGGAUGUCGACGCAAGCAGCACGAGUACCGGCCCUGCCGGAGCGACGACGCCCGACCGGUACCAGGACGCCCGGGCGGCUAGCGUCAGCUUGGAAGACCCAGAUGUCCGGAUGGCGGCCGAAGCGCUCGGCGACCUGCGUGCCGACUUUGUCUCUUCGCCCCCGGCCCGCUCUUCGCCUCUUCCGGGCAACAACAACAGCAGCAGCAGCAACAACAGCAACACUUCUGAACCCCUCUUCUCCCUCCUUACAACAUCGCACCCUCUCCUCGCCAAGACCAUCGAGGGGACGACGUCAGCUUAUAAUACCUCCAAGAACCUGUCGCCGCGCUUCAAGUCGGGCGCCGAGUACGUCGAGGGCUACCUGACGCCCAUUGGAAAUACAAUUGGCUCUGUCAGCCGGGUGACGGGAGUUGAAGGUGGUGUCCGGUGGUUCCUAGGAGGCCGCCGUAGGCACCAGCACCCCACGUCCGGGGAAGGCGAGUCCAGCAAGCCCAGCUUUUAUAAGAGACGCAAGGUGGAUCUCCGGCAUGGGCGCACGACCAACGUCGCCGAGGCGCAGCACGGCCCGACGUCUGCGGCCAGCAAAAACGAUACGGGGUCGCGCUCAGACGCUACGCCGGCGCGCGUUGUCCGCACCAGCGCCGAGCGCUUCGACCCCAACGAGGACCGCCGGUUGUCCAUGAGCACGGUAGAAACUCUCCCCGCUUACGAUGACCACCGGUCGCCGGACUACACCGAAUCUGACGGCCCAUCCUUGAUGCAGAUCGAAUCCGCUGGCUCCCUGGACAGCAUCGCGACAAACAACGGAUCGCCUACCAACCAACAGCAACAGCAGGCGUGGCAGUCGCGUCUGAUUAUGUCGACAUCCGGUCUCAGUGUCGCCAUGAGCGACGAGAGUCUGCGCAGCCUCAAGUACUGCCUCAACUGGCUGCGGUGGGCUAACGGCAACAUCGACAAGGUGAUUGAGUCGCUGAAAACGGCUGUCGAGCAGUACGAUUCGGCACACGCCGCUCAGGGCGAGGGCGAGGGCGAGGAUGCAGCACAAGACGGAUCCGCCGCCCGCACCGAUGCCGCCAGCCAGGCGCAGCGGAAUGAGCUGGCCGCACGCAUUGCCUCGCUGCGGGGCGACCUCCUGCAGACACUGCGCGGCGCCGUCGACACCGUGUCCAAGUACGCCGGUGGUGCUCUGCCCGACAAUGCCCGCGUACUGGUGCGCCGCCACCUGACCAGCCUGCCAGCGCGCUUCCGACUUGCCAACCAAGCCGAGGCAUCGGCCGCCGCAGCCAACGGCGGUCGUCCGACCACCGACAAGGAGGUCCGCGAAGGUGCGCAACGCGUGCUGGUGCUUGCCAAGGAGGGCCUCGAUAUGAUGUCGCAGGUGAGCGGCGUGCUCGAUGGCACGAUUGUGAGCGCCGAGGAGUGGUGCGAGCGGUUGGGCAAGAAGAAGCCGGGCGACAACCAGGUCUCGGCGGUGACGACACCCGUACCGGCACAGGGCGACCGCGACGUUGUCAUGCAGUGA